Monoraphidium neglectum is the source of this 1368-nucleotide messenger RNA. RefSeq lists its product as hypothetical. Lineage: Eukaryota; Viridiplantae; Chlorophyta; Chlorophyceae; Sphaeropleales; Selenastraceae. Gene Ontology annotation, cellular component: cytosol. The transcript is spliced from 7 exons. The coding region runs from base 1 to 1368 and encodes 455 amino acids. Gene Ontology annotation, molecular function: D-xylulokinase activity. Gene Ontology annotation, biological process: xylulose metabolic process. The record is from RefSeq and is a predicted model, not a curated record.
AUGCGCGCCGCUGCAGCUGCGGCAGGGGCGGACGAAGCGUACCACCUGGGGCUCGACUUUGGAACAUCUGGCGCACGCGUCACCGUGAUUGAUGGAUCUGGGGAGGUCGUCACAGAGGCCAAGAGCGGAUACGGCGCAGAUGCCGCGGCAGACUGGGCUGCUGCAUGGGAAAGGGUCCUGUUUGGGCUGCUGGCGUCCCUGCCGGAAGCGGCCCGCGGCCGCGUGGCGUCGCUGGCGAUCGACGGCACCAGCGCAACCGCCUUGCUGCUGGACGCCGCCAGCGGGGACGUGCUGGCGGCGCCCAAGCUGUACAACGAGGCACAGGGGCCAGACGCAGUGGCCGCCGCCAAGACCGUCGCGCCGCCGGCGCACACCGCCGCUGCGGCGACCUCCACGCUCGCCAAGCUGCUGACCUGGCACCUGGGGGGCGCGUGGCAGGCCGCCGCGGCGCGCGGCACGGCGCCGGCGCUGCUGCACCAGGCGGACUGGCUGGCGUCGCUGCUGCACGGGCGGCGGGACACCAGCGAUUGGAACAACGCCCUCAAAUUGGGCUACGAUCCUGGGCUAGAGGCGUACCCAGACUGGCUGCUGUCGCAGGCACGCCGGGGCGGCGGGGAGGCUGCAUGGCCGGCAGGCCGGCCGGCUGGGAGGUUGGGGCGGCGGGGCGGGCCGGCGGCUGGCGCGAAUGGUGGGCGCGCCGGCGCCAGCGACGCCAUCGUCUGCGGCGGCACCACCGACAGUAUCGCUGCUUUUGUCGCCGCCGGCGUCACUGAGGUGGGGCAGGCCGUGACGAGUCUGGGGUCGACGAUGGCCGUGAAGCUGCUAAGCAGCUGCCGGGUAGAUGACUCGGCUUAUGGCAUCUACAGCCACAGACUGGGCGGCAGCUGGCUGGUCGGCGGCGCCAGCAACACCGGCGGCGCCGUGCUGCGCCAGUUUUUCACCGACGCACAGCUGGCAGAGCUCACAGCGCGCAUUGAGGUCGCCAGGCCAUCUGGCCUGGACUACUACCCGCUGGUAACCCCCGGGGAGCGGUUUCCCGUCAACGACCCGGGGCUGCGGCCGCGCCUGGAGCCGCGGCCGGAGGACGAUGCGGUCUUCUUGCAAGGCAUACUGGAGAGUAUGGCGCGCAUCGAGGGCGAGGCGUACGCGCAGCUGCGGCGGCUGGGGGCCAGCCCCCUCACGGAGGUCGUCACCGCCGGCGGCGGCGCGGUCAAUGCCAAGUGGACGGCGAUGCGGGCGGCGGCGCUGGGCGUGCCGGUGCGGCGGGCGGCGCAGGGGGAGGCGUCGUACGGCGCGGCGCUGCUUGCCAGGCAGGGGUGGCGGCAGCACCUGGCGCAGCGGCGGGAGGCGCUGCUUACAGAUGGGUAA